Molecule: messenger RNA, 3838 nt
Organism: Magallana angulata
Lineage: Eukaryota; Metazoa; Mollusca; Bivalvia; Ostreida; Ostreidae
Product: aminopeptidase A-like
Exons: 19
Coding region: 355-3267 (970 amino acids)
Biological process (GO): proteolysis; peptide catabolic process
Cellular component (GO): cytoplasm
Molecular function (GO): metalloaminopeptidase activity; peptide binding; zinc ion binding
Source: RefSeq, a predicted model, not a curated record
ACUUCUCAGAUGACAAUCUCAAAUCGAAAACAGCAACUUAUGUUCUACCCAAAACGAAACGUUCAUGUGGAUUCUGACCCACCCUGAACACUAUUUUUUUUCAACCUUGUGAAUGAUUUAUCAGAGGGGAGUGAUCGGUACAUGCAGAUCCCCAAAACAAUACACAGCACGGUGUAUCUCCACAGAAGUCGGUUUACCUGCGCGCUCUCUCCAUUUGUGACCUAGCUUUGAUUGCAUGCGAUUUUGAUGCCUCUUUUUUCGGGAAACCCAAAUAUUGCGAUUCUAGGACAGGUAUAUUCUGGCAUCUGAAGAAUUUUUCGACUUCGUAAAUUGAAAAGAGUACUUUUUUAGACCAUGCAAAGAUUAGACAUGGACUCGGGUGUUAAGAAAGGAACUAACAAACGGUUAGUGUAUUUUCUGGCGUUUUUAGUGAUUGUUGUUCCGGUUGUAGUGGGCAUUUUAGUGUGGCAAUUAACUGACAAAACAUGUGAAAAUAAAUUACCAAGUGUCAAUGGAGACAGUGAUGCAAAUACAGGCAAUAAGCAGACGACAACUUCAGCUCCGACGCAGACGACAACUCCGGGAUUUUCGGAAACGGAACCUUGGAAAAAUCUACGGCUUCCGCGAUAUGUGAUGCCGAUUCAUUAUAAUAUAACCCUUUUCCCCGAUAUCUACAACGGUAAUGCUUGGUUCUACGGAAACGAGUCGGUGGAAAUCGCCAUUUACAAGGACACAAAGUACAUCUUGAUUCAUCAACAUUUUCUAAAUAUCACAAAAACGUCACUUAGAAGAAAAAAUGACAAUAGCGAUAUUGCAAUUAAAAAACCUUUUUACUACGAGCUUAAUCAGUUCUGGGUGAUUGAAACACAAGACAUGUUAUUGGAUGGAAGUACUGUGAUUUUGGAUUUGACCUUUGAUGGAAGUCUGUCCAGAGCCAUCGUCGGAUUCUAUAAAAGCAAAUAUGUAAAUUCGCUAACAAAUGAAACAAGGUACCUAGCAACAUCCAAAUUUGAGCCGGUCGACGCAAGAAGAGCGUUUCCGUGCUUUGACGAACCCAACAUUAAGGCCAACUUUACAAUUCACUUAGUCCACCAAGAUGGCUACACCGCCCUUUCCAACAUGCCAGAGGAGUCAAUCGACGAUUGGGAGCACAAUAAUACACUGAAAAUCACCAACUUCCAAGAGUCGGUGAAAAUGAGCACCUACUUGGUUUGUUUUAUCGUCUGCGACUUCAAAUACUUGGAAAACACUACUAAGUUCGGUACAAAGGUCCGCACAUUUGCUACUCCCGAUCGGUACAACCAGACCAAAUUCUCCUUGGAAGUGGCCAUUAAAUCGAUGGAACUCUACCAAGAUUUAUUCAAUGUCUCUUACCCUCUUCCUAAACAAGAUAUGAUAGCAAUUCCUGACUUUGUUUCGGGGGCCAUGGAACACUGGGGGCUCAUCACGUACCGAGAGACCAACAUGUUGUACAACGCCCAGCAGGCCUCACCGGCCAACCAGCAGAGGGUUGCUGUGGUAGUGGCCCACGAAAUCUCCCACCAGUGGUUUGGGAACAUUGUUACAAUGGAUUGGUGGGAUGAUCUAUGGCUGAAUGAAGGCUUUGCCAGCUUCAUGGAAUACCUAGGAGCAAAUGUUACAAAGCCGUCGUGGGAGAUGUUGGAGCAGUUUGUUACGGAGGACGUACAGCCAGUAAUGGUGGUGGAUUCCGUCACUUCCUCUCAUCCUAUCGUCGUCAACGUAAACAACCCCAACCAAAUCAACGAAGUGUUCGACAGUAUAUCUUAUAGCAAGGGCUCUGCCAUAAUUGGUAUGUUGGAAGCAGUGAUGGGACAAGACAAAUUUUUUGAAGGAGUUGGGAAUUAUCUCAAAGCCUUUAAGUGGGGAAACGCAAAGACAGAUGACCUGUGGAACGAAUUAAAUAAGGUUAACACAGGGGGGUUUGGAGUCAAGGACAUGAUGGACACGUGGACCCGACAGAUGGGACUCCCCUACAUAAACAUCUCCCUAAGGACCGAUGGCGCAAAAACGGUUGUCACGGCAACGCAGACUCGGUUUCUGGCUAAUAAGGAUACUGUUUUUGACCCUGAAGAGUCGCCUUUUAGAUAUAAAUGGUAUGUGUACUUAGACUAUCUACUCAGUGAUGGACAAACGGGGCGAUCCUGGAUAAACAAAACCCAAAAUGAAGUGGUGUUUGAUGUUUCUUCCACUUUUGAGACAUCGGGAUGGAUAAAAUUCAACCGAUUCCAGAAAGGAUUUUACCGUGUAAAUUACCCCCAGAAUAUUUGGUCCAGGUUUUCAACUGACCUACAAGCAGAUAAUACGAUCCUGAAUACGGUUGAUAAGGCUGGACUUAUAGAUGACUCAUUUAAUUUAGCACGAGCCGGAUAUAUCGAAUAUAGUAUACCUCUAAACCUUAUUAAGUUCUUGGACAAAGAAUUGAACCACCUUCCCUGGGAGAGCGCCUACAAUGGCAUCGGUUAUAUUACAGAUAUGCUCCAAACUGGCGCCUCUUUUUCUCUAUUUAGGAAUUUUAUUCUUGAAAAAGCAAGACCAGUGUUAGCACAGAUUGGAUGGGAGGAUAUGGGCGAUACCGAAAAUCACUUACGAAAACUAAUGCGAGUGAAUCUUAUUUCUCUGGCAUGUGGGAUGGGCGAUCAAGAUUGUUUGAAUAAUGCGACGGACCGGUUCAGAAAAUGGUUGGACAAAGGAGAGAGCGUUACUCCAAACAUUCGGUCGAUAGUCUACAAGUAUGGAAUGAUGAGUGGGGGUACCCCGGAGGACUGGGACAAAAUGUGGAACAAGUACAAAGUAGAGACCGUCCCCCAGGAGCAGAUCAAACUGCUGUACGGGAUGGCCAACACCAGGACAAUGUGGCUUCUAGUUAGGUAUCUUGAAUACGCCAAGCAGGAGGAUAUGGUUCGCUCCCAGGACUUCUUUACCGUGGUCCAGUACAUUUCCCAGAAUUCCGUCGGGAAUAAACUAGCCUGGGACUGGAUCCGUUCAAACUGGGACUAUUUAGUAAACAGAUUUACAACGUAUUCUAGAUCCCUUGGAAGACUUGUACCGAACGUGAUAUCUGAUUUUAAUUCCGAAUUUGAGCUUCAACAGGUUCAGGAUUUUUUCAAUAAAUAUCCUGACGCUGGUGCUGGUGCCCGGGGAAGACAGAACGCCCUGGAAGACAUCAAGGCCAACAUCCAGUGGAAGAAGAACAACGAGAAGAAGAUCACGGAUUGGUUGUGUCAAAACACAGGAGCGACGUGUUAAAACGUUCUAUACCUCUAAAUCCUAAACCUUCAUUCAUCUUCAACACCAAUUUACAGUUAAUUGCAUUUUUCGUUAAUCAGAAGAUUUUUUAUGACGAAAAGCAGUGAUUAAUGGUUGUGUUGUUAAAUUUUUUUUGUAAAUCAAAAAUACCUUUAUAUUAAAGUGUUGUGCGGAUGAUUAUUAAGCAUUUUUUAAGCAAAUCGGUUAAGGUCAAGGAGAGAUGGAUUAUUAUUUUUCCGGUCAUCUCAAAUCACAAAGGAUAUUAAAAUACAUGAACUGUGAAUUAUUUGAUAAAAUCCUUUACAAUAACUGCUUUGUAUUGCCUUUAGUUUAACUUUUUCUCCUUUUUUAUAUCUACAAUAUGUAUAUUUUCAUUGUGUAUAUUAGUUCAUUGUGUCUUGGUGUAUUUCUGAAAAAUUAUUUUGUCACAAUACAUUCAUCACAUGUAGAUGUUAUUUAAAUUUUGUAUACUGAACAAUGUUUACCCUUUUUGUCGGUGUUAAAACAUCGACAUGUAUAGUUUGCUUUACAAAAUUUUGAUUAACGAUUUUAAUAAAUUGAUAUUUGAAAA